Messenger RNA from Aspergillus aculeatus ATCC 16872, 912 nucleotides. RefSeq lists its product as uncharacterized. The coding region runs from base 10 to 912 and encodes 300 amino acids. The transcript is spliced from 3 exons. NCBI's taxonomy places the organism in Eukaryota, Fungi, Ascomycota, Eurotiomycetes, Eurotiales, Aspergillaceae. The record is from RefSeq and is a predicted model, not a curated record.
GGCACUUGCAUGCAAAUAUUCGUCUCUGUCUUCAUCAUAACCCUCAUCUCAUUCCUCUGGAGCCGCCGUCAUCACCCUACAGCCUCGAGGACAGAGAUCACCAGCCUUCCCAGACCAGUCCCUCCCGAGAUGUCUUCUUUCCCAAGCCUCCCGGGGCAGCCGGGCCAAGAGAAGGUAGUCGAGGAGGAAUACCCGAUUGCACGACUUCCAUACAACGAGGACACAAUUGUUACCCUGGUCGGCGAUAUCUACCGUAUCUUCGUCCAGCUUGGCUACAUGAACAACCGCGCCCAUGGCGAGGAGGAACUUGUCUGGCCCCCACCAGAAGGCCAUUCCAUCAAUGAAGCUAUGUGCGAAGAGCUCAGUCUCAGUCCGAAGGUGAUCUCCUUGAUGCGACGUCUUCCAUAUCCGGUCUCUUCCAAUAUCGCGGCCGAUCUUCCCUUCAAGCCGUGGUCCACGGCAUUCGCAUAUAUCGAAGACCGUCAAAUUCGAGACGGUCGCGAUCCGGGUCGCUGGAUCUUCGACGACCCGCGAACCGAUUUCCUUCUCCCGCACGAGAUCGCUCUCGCGGGCGCGGAUGAUGAAGGGAUUCACCUUAUUCUUAAUACAGAAGAAAAUACUAUCCGAGCACCAGAUUGGGAAGAACUCGAGCUAGAAGAUGAGCAGGGCAAUUCCCUUUUCCGAAGCCUCCCUUCCCACCAUGCACCAACGUUUUUGGCGGAUUAUGUGAACAAGCUCAGGUCUCUGGAGAUCAUCCCGGGUGGUCAAGAGAGCUGUGGCUGCUUCUAUGAUGAGCAUUGUGGGAAAGUGGUCCUACAGGAGCAGUAUGGCUGGCCGUAUGAUUUCCGAGAGACGGAAUGGAAGGCUGCGGCAAGAGACACUUUAAAGCGCCUGGAGCAGUUGUACCCAUAG